AUUUUGUAUUUUACUUGGGAGUUGGGAGAGUGUUACCCUGUGUUUAUCCUCUCAGGGAGAAGGCUCGUGAAAGAGAGCGCGACCGGGAAAGGGAACGACCAGAUAAAAGGAAACGAUCUCCUGAAGCUAAGCCCAAGGAUGAACUUUCAAAGGCAGAGAUAGAGGAAGAGGAAAGACGUGAAAAGGAGAAGAAGUUUAAGAAAGAACCUUUGUCCUUGGAAGAAAUGGUAGCAAGGAAGAGAGCAGAAGAGGAAGCUCUGAGUCGGCCAAAGUUUUUGACCAAGGCAGAAAGGCAAGCAGAAGCCCUCAGGCGGCGACAAGAAGAGAUUGAUGAGGUACGUAAGAGGCAAGAUGAGGAGAGGAAGGCACGAGAUGCAAUGUACCAGGAUGGUCGGAGGGAACUCGAGCAGGCCUUACGGCAGGAAGAUCCUCGAGAGCGGGACCGCCACCGUCGAGACCGGGAACCAAGAGAGAAUAAAGAGGACAUUGAGUUAGAGAGAAAAAAGCAGCUUGAACGAGAUGCUGUUAAUGAGAGGUAUUUAGGGAUUGUGAAGAAGAAGAAAAAGAUUCGCAGGCUGAAUGACCGUAAAUUUGUAUUUGACUGGGAUGCUGGUGAGGACACUUCUGUGGACUACAAUGAGCUCUACAUCAAUAAGCAUCUGGUUCAUUUCUUUGGUCGUGGGCAUUUUGGUGGACUAGACUUAAAAGAGCAAAAGAAGAUUCAAUCUAAGUUCUAUGGAAACUACAUUGAACAUCGCCGUACACAGGCUGACAAAGACCAAGAGAUAAUCCGCAUGAAGAAGGAGCAGAAAAAAGAAGAUAAGAAAAAGUGGGAUGAUCGACACUGGAGUGAAAAGAAUGUGGAGCAGAUGACAGAACGAGAUUGGCGAAUUUUCAGGGAAGAUUACAACAUUGCAAUUAAGGGAGGUCGAAUUCCCAAUCCAAUUCGGACAUGGGCAGAAUCUAAUAUUAAGAAAGAUAUUCUGGAUAUUAUUGCCAGCGUUGGAUACCAGGACCCAACUCCAAUUCAGAGACAGGCUAUCCCCAUUGGUCUACAAAAUCGAGACAUUAUUGGUGUUGCAGAGACUGGCUCUGGUAAGACUUUAGCCUUUCUUAUUCCUCUUUUGGAAUGGAUUCAGUCUCUUCCCAAAAUUGCUCGGUUAGAGGAUGCAGAUCAAGGACCGUAUGCAUUAGUCAUGGCUCCAACUCGAGAGCUUGCACAACAGAUUGAAGAAGAAACAACCAAGUUCGGAGGACCUCUUGGCAUCCGCACUGUAGCAGUCAUUGGUGGCUUGUCACGUGAAGAACAGGGUAUGAAGUUACGAAUGGGCUGUGAAAUUGUAAUUGCCACCCCUGGACGUCUUGUAGAUGUGCUUGAAAACAGAUACCUCGUACUGAACCAGUGCACGUAUGUUGUCUUUGAUGAGGCUGAUAAAAUGAUUGACAUGGGUUUUGAGCCAGAUGUUCAAAAAAUCUUGAAAUUUAUGCCAGUGACAAAUGAAAAACCAGAUAAUGAGGAUGCUGAAGAUGAGGACAAGUUGUUGCAAAAUUUCCUCUCUAAACAUAAGUAUAGGCAAACAGUCAUGUUUACAGCUACUAUGCCACCUGCUGUAGAAAGGAUGGCCAGACAGUACCUUCGUCGACCUGCUUAUGUGUACAUUGGUUCUAUAGGAAAACCAGUGGAGCGCGUUGAACAGGUUGUGUACAUGGUAAGUGAACAAGAAAAACGUAAGAAGUUGCUAGAUAUUUUGAAGCGUGGUAUCACACCUCCAGUCCUUAUUUUUGUCAAUCAAAAGAAGGGUGCAGAUGUGUUGGCACGUGGUUUAGAGAAACUGGGUCACAAUGCCACAACUCUCCAUGGUGGCAAAGGCCAAGAACAGCGUGAGCAUGCUCUUGCAAAUCUCAAAUCUGGAGCAAAAGAUAUCCUCGUGGCCACAGAUGUUGCUGGUCGUGGUAUUGAUAUCAAGGAUGUCUCCCUUGUUAUUAAUUAUGACAUGGCAAAGAAUAUUGAAGAUUACACCCACAGAAUCGGUCGUACAGGUCGUGCAGGAAAGCACGGCAAAGCCAUAUCUUUCUUAACCAAAGAUGACUCUCAUUUGUUCUAUGACUUGAAGCAGCUGAUCUUAUCCUCGCCGGUGUCAUCCUGUCCACCAGAGCUCGCUAACCACCAUGAAGCCCAGCACAAGCCUGGCACAGUUAUGACAAAGAAGCGAAGGGAAGAAAAAAUAUUUGCUUAAGCCAAGGCCUGUAGGCAAUUGGCUCUGAUGUCAGUUGUGUAAAUAGUAAUGAUGAUAAUGGAUAUGCAACUGGUGUUACUGCUAAGUUGUAAAACACUUCAAUGAAUAGAUGGCAUACGAGUUGUGUAAGCGCAUGAAAUAUUUCUGUAUGUGGUCUUCAUAAGCCAUCCUUGAUAAUGUAUGCAUAUUGCUAUUAAUGUUGAAUGCAGUACAUUUAUUUAUUGUAUGAGUAAAUGGAAAUGCAGGGGGAAGGUGCUGGUACCUGACAUUAUGUAAGGUUAUUGCAAAGCAUUUAACCCCAUUUUUACUUGCAUUCUCUGCAAACA
Molecule: messenger RNA, 2563 nt
Organism: Cherax quadricarinatus
Lineage: Eukaryota; Metazoa; Arthropoda; Malacostraca; Decapoda; Parastacidae
Source: RefSeq, a predicted model, not a curated record